This is a messenger RNA of Fonsecaea multimorphosa CBS 102226, 2622 nucleotides long. RefSeq lists its product as uncharacterized. Gene Ontology annotation, molecular function: protein binding. The record is from RefSeq and is a predicted model, not a curated record. The coding region runs from base 1 to 2622 and encodes 873 amino acids. NCBI's taxonomy places the organism in Eukaryota, Fungi, Ascomycota, Eurotiomycetes, Chaetothyriales, Herpotrichiellaceae. The transcript is spliced from 7 exons.
AUGGAGCCCGUGAGUGCUGGCGCAAGUGUGCUAGCCUUUGUAGGGAUUGCUUUGCAGGGUACGAAAUCGCUGUACAAUGUGCUCUCCGGAUUCCGACAUGCAACACGAGAGACUGCAUCGCUUGUUGCGGCUGUGGGAAACUUGCGGAACAUCUUGAUACAGCUCCGCGAUUGCAGAGCGUUGGCAGAGCCCAAUGUCGACCUACAAAAUGUCAGAAAUCUGCUGGAUGCUUGUACCCAAGACAUAGCGAACUUCAAGAAAGACCUUGACAAGAUACAAUAUGAUCCGACGACACCGAAAAUUCAAAAGGCAUGGAAGAGAGUCCGAGCAGCUUUGACAGAAAAGCAACUCACUGCCAUGUGGCACAAGUUGAAUCAUCAUUGUAACGUGCUGCAGUUCCAACUCAAUCUUCUUCAAAGCAACGAUACGCUGGAUUGUAAGACCCAGAUCCACGAAAUCCGAGAUACUCUGUCCGCAGGAACCUUGCAGAUCUCCUCCUUGAAUGAAAAUGUGCAGGACAUCAAGGAUUCAGUGGAAGAGGUGGUUCGGAGCACUGCUGCAGCUGUCAACCAUACUAUCGGCCAGACCUCAGGGGCGACGCUUGCACAGCUGCAGAACAUAUCCACUCUGCUUGAGGCGCUUCAAAACCAGGUCUCGGCAGAUGCAACUCAGUUCUCUCUUCCUCAACACUGCCGAGCGCCGACACAAGAGGACAGUCCACUGUUUGCUCACUCCAACGAACCCGUUCGGGGGAAUUUGGAGCUGAGGGAGUGCCUCGCCAGAUUAUGCAAACUAGAAUCGCAAGUCUCAGGCACAAUGCUCUAUGAGGAAGCAGACACCAUCAUCGAGGAUCUGGAAUGUUUUCUAUCUGAACUGAUGGAGCUCGAGGACAGUGAAGUACUCGGUACGGCAAAGAAAAGGAAGAAAGAGAUAGGAGAGGACGAGACAGUGACACGCCGCGACCUGAAACGUAUGCGCGGUCUGGUCUCAGCGUCUCCUGCUGUAGAGGUAAACCAAGCUCCCAAGCGGUUCACUACAAAAAGCGCCGGAAAGGUCGUCCAAAAGAACCGGAGCAUCGAGCUCGUACUGUCAGGUUGCAGGGCAACCAUCACCAUCAACAAAAGAGCCUUCCAGGCAUUUGGCAAUCCCUCCGAGCCAGGAGAACUUACCACAGGUCCAUACGCAGAAGAAUUCUUUGCAACUGUCAAAGCAUCUAUUGAGGAUUCUAAAUCACCCGCCGUGCUCGUUGCGUAUCUGCGGCAAAUCCGAUUCGAUAAUGGGUUUUCUUCCUUGAAUCCAGUCAUUUCCAUCGGCAAGACCCUACCCAGAAGUUCUGCCAUCUUUGAUAUUGUGCGCAAUGGGGAUGUUGAGGGACUUCGGAGGCUGCUUGCUCGUGGAGAGGGGUCUCUCAGAGACAGGGAUACCAAGGGAAUUCCUCUCUUACAUUACGCAGUUGCGUAUUCCGAGGGACGGAAAACUGACGAUAUGUGCGCAUUUCUCAUUCAGAAUGGGGCAGAUGUUGACGAGGUCGCCCAUGAUCCAAGCAGUGCGUUUGGAAUGUCCCAGACGCCAAUGUGGUUGAGCGGAGGCAACCCAGAGGUCGCUCGUCUCCUUCUGGUUGCUGGAGCAGAUCCUUGCUCUGCACUCUACCUCCGUACAGGCGAUUCGAAUUCCAAGUACUCCAUGUUGCGUUUUGGCGAUCACGGAAUGAAGCUGAUACUGAGCAACCCAAUACCAUUCGUUGAUAUUGAAAGCAGGGAUAGUCGAGGUCGCACAAUGCUACUGUCUGUUGCUGCCGAUUGUGCCCGCCUCCGCGACCCAGUAUCCUUCCUUAACCUUCUCCUCUCGAAGAGUGCCGAUAAUGGCGCUCGAGACAAGUAUGGGAGAAAUUGUCUUCAACUCGCACUCCGUUCUUUCUGGCAUCAAUACCAGGCUGAUAAGGUCCGCCAGUGCAUCGUCUUUUUGAUUCGAAGUGGUGCUGAUAUCCAUUCUGUGGACGGAGAAGGCAUUUCAAUAUCGGACGAAGCUUAUAAAGAUCCCACUGCGACAAUGUUGGGAUCUGGUCGAGGCGACGUGUGGGAUGCAGCACUAUCGGUGUGCGGUUACGAUAUACGUCAAAUGCGACAUGGUUACCAUCGACUGCCGCGAUAUGAUGACACAGAGUGUCCGAUAUAUCAGCGAAAAUUUUUCAAAUAUUUGUGGAAAGGUCGGGAAGACGCUUGUCCGUACUAUCAUGAUCCGCCUGUUUGGUGUCCACGGAGCAUUUUGCCAUCUGGGCAAUGUCCGUUUGGGGGAGAGGACUGGCUCUGUCCUGGCACGAAUGCGGCUUUCAGUCAAGAUGCUAGUAGUCUCAUUUUCCAUGGGCGAAAAGGGAGCGAGAGCUGGAGACUGAGCCAGAGACUGAUGACCUCUAUGGAGCGGACGACAUACCAUCGCAUCGAAGAAGCCAAAUUCUACGGCGUCAGCGAGUCCAAAGAAAGUGACUCAACCGACAGCUCCAAUGCGCACGCCGAAUUAUCGUCACGCACGGCACCGAUGAGGGACAUUGCACAAGAGGAUCCUGCUGCAGAGAGCGCCUCGGACUCGUCAUCCGAAUACAAUGAUACUUACGAGUAUAUUUGA